Rhagoletis zephyria (snowberry fruit fly) is the source of this 894-nucleotide messenger RNA. Lineage: Eukaryota; Metazoa; Arthropoda; Insecta; Diptera; Tephritidae. The record is from RefSeq and is a predicted model, not a curated record.
AUGAAGGCUUCGGGCUUUUCAAUUGAAAUACACAAGUUGUCUGAAGAAGAAUUAGUGUUUGACGUUAGAGGAUACCACGUUUCUUUUGCCAAUGCCAUUAGAAGAAUCUUGUUGGCUGAAAUUCCGUCGAUGGCAAUUGAAAAUGUAGAACUAUACAACAACACAAGUGUGAUGCACGAUGAGUUUCUUGGACUGCGACUUGGACUCAUUCCAAUCAAGGUUGAUGCUAAACAGUUUGAAUUCCAAAAAGGACAAGUUAAUACGGAAAAUAAUACUAUAAUCUUCCAGCUGAACGUUCGUAAUUUACCAACUGCCAAGGAGAACCUUCAUGUGUACAGUCGUGAUCUUGAGUGGCAGCCUCUUGGUGAUCAGAAAGAAACUUUUCCCGACGGAAUUGCACCAGUUGAUGGGGACAUUCUUAUUGCCAAGUUAGCUCCAAGUCAGAAAAUUGAAGCCACACUAUACUGUCGCAAAGGAAUCGGUAAAGAUCAUGCAAAGUUUUCCCCAGUAGCUGGGUGUUUUUAUCGCCACUUGACAACGUUUGACUUGGCAAAAGACAAACCUCUAACUGCUGAAGAAGUUGAAAAGCUAAAGACAUGUUUCCCUAAAGGACAUUUUAAGUUUCCUGGAGACUCGACGUCAGAUUAUGACAAUGAAAGAGUGAAAUCUUUACAAAUUGUUAACAAUCGAUUAGAAUCUAGUGAGCUUACCUUUAAGAGUUGUCCCAGUUUGGAGGAGAAGCUUCUCAUUACAACGUCUGAUGAUACUUUGACAUUUACUGUCGAAUCGAUUGGAAUGGUACCAGCUUACGAAUUAGUUCUUGAUGCCAUUGACACUCUUCGCAGUAAAUGCUCUCGAUUUCAAAAAAUGGUUUCCAAGAAACGUCGUUCGUAG